ACCCGGACCGAGUAGACAGACUUUGUCAGGGCAUGAGCAAGAGAUGUUGCUGAGGCUGCUGUUGCUGCUGCUGCCCGUGCUGUGGGGAGGAGCCCUGGCUAAGGAUUCAAACUACCGGCUGGUACUACAGGAAUCUGUGACAGUGCAGGAGAGUUUGUGUGUCUUUGUGCCGUGCAAGUUUUACUACUCCUGGAGUUUCGUUGGAUCCCCCUACCUGUAUUGCUUCAAGAAAGAAGGGAGUAAAAAGCGUGGUCUUCUAGUGGCCACAAGCAAACUAGAAGAGGAGCUACAGGAGACGAUCCAGGGCCGGUUCUUGCUCCCUGUGGACCCUGAGCCCAAUGACUGCUCCCUGACCAUCAGAGAUGUCAACAUGAGGGACACUGGGACAUACUUCUUUCAUUUAGAAAAUGGACCCUUUGCAUAUAAAUAUGAAAUUAUGUUUAUCACUCUGAAAGUGACAGCCCUGACCGACAAACCUGACAUACUCAUCCCACGGCCCCUGGAGUCCGGCCGCCCCCAGAAACUGACCUGCUAUGUGCCCUGGGCCUGUGAGGAGAGCACACCCCCCAUCUUCUCCUGGACAUCAGCAGCUUACACCUCCCUGGGCCCCAGGUCUCAUCAUCUCUCCUCUGUGCUCACUCUCACCCCACGACCCCAGGACCACGGCACCAACCUCACCUGUCAGGUGCAUUUUCCUGCCACUGGUGUGAAUGUGGAGAGCACCAUCCGGCUCAAUGUGGCCUAUGCUCCACAGAACAUGGCCAUCUGCGUCUUUCAAGGAAACAGCACAG
Messenger RNA from Myotis davidii, 791 nucleotides. Its product is annotated as myeloid cell surface antigen CD33. Gene Ontology annotation, biological process: cell adhesion. Gene Ontology annotation, cellular component: plasma membrane. Gene Ontology annotation, molecular function: sialic acid binding. The record is from RefSeq and is a predicted model, not a curated record. The transcript is spliced from 4 exons. Lineage: Eukaryota; Metazoa; Chordata; Mammalia; Chiroptera; Vespertilionidae. The annotation marks the transcript as partial.